Molecule: messenger RNA, 1079 nt
Organism: Entelurus aequoreus (snake pipefish)
Lineage: Eukaryota; Metazoa; Chordata; Actinopteri; Syngnathiformes; Syngnathidae
Exons: 2
Coding region: 157-603 (148 amino acids)
Source: RefSeq, a predicted model, not a curated record
UCACUUUCCAGAAUACACCGCAGAUCUUUUUUUUUUUUGUUCGUGUUUUAUCCCGGACAACUAUCUCUUAUCGGCAUCUGCGUGACUGGUAUAAAAGGACCGGCUGAAAGUAAGGGACUCGCAUUCGGCAGGAAAGGAAACCGUAAAAAGACGACUAUGGAGAAAGCAACAAGGUUUGUCCUCGCUGUGUUCCUCAUCGUCAUGACAACGAGCUGCACUCAGGGUCAAAUGGUCACGGCAUGCACUUCCUGCACAGGCGGAUCAGGCACGAGCCAGGUCACCCAAAAUCCUGCUUCCAGCACAAAUCCAGUGAUCACAUCCAGGACCACUGGUGCAAACGACAACAGUGGUGAUGCAUCGACCUCGGGGUCUCCGAUUCCCCCAUCGUCCACCCCGGUGUUCACCCCCACCGUGUCAGGUCGACCCGCGGCAUCUCCCGGGAACACUCCGAGCCCAGGGGAGACGCCGUCCACCUCUGAGCCGUCCCCGAGUGGGACUAACUCUCCCGGAGCCACAACAUUAAAAGCGGGGACAUGUUGUUUGUUUUGGUCCUGCGGUCCAAUGCUGCUGUCUGUCAUUUCAACUCUCAUCUGGAAUGCAUAAACCACCUUAACUGCUAGUUAAGGGAUUCUUAUGGCCCUAUUCCUGGGUGAAUCUCGCGUAAGGGGGAGAGGGGUCGGUUAAUCAUUUUGUAAUGCUGAAAAUGAUAGAAAGCACCACUCUAUAUAGCAACUGACACACUACUGCCACCUGGCGGCCUAAGUUGAUAGUACACCCCCCCCCCGAUUCGUCACGUUUCAUGUGUCAGGUAAACCGUGACGAAUGGGGCCAUAUGAAUCCCCUUCCUACUGUAUGAUCUUAUUGUGAAAAAAAUAUUAUUUAUUAAGUAAAAGGUUAUUUUCCGAUUCAAAUAUGGUGGCGAAUUAACUGAUAAUUUUUGCAUUAUUGUCGUUGAAAAAACAACGUUGAUUUAAUUAAACUGAUUCCAGUCCAUAUAAUAUUUAUGUACAUGUUGACAUCCUGAUCAUCACCAAGUGUUUAUGAGUGUGGUAAUUUUGACACAGGUGUUGUUUUAAUUA